Molecule: messenger RNA, 1572 nt
Organism: Coniophora puteana RWD-64-598 SS2
Lineage: Eukaryota; Fungi; Basidiomycota; Agaricomycetes; Boletales; Coniophoraceae
Exons: 12
Coding region: 1-1572 (523 amino acids)
Source: RefSeq, a predicted model, not a curated record
AUGUCAACGAACUCGACAAUCAUCGUGGACGAAGCAGACAGUCAAGUCCAAUAUUCAGGUGGCUGGACUAACGGUGGGGUCUACCCGGAAUAUGACAACACAACACAUUUGACGGCUGGAGUUGGGGAAUAUGCGAUGUUCAAUUUCACGGGUGUAUGGGUAUCUGUGUACGGGACGCUCGGCGGAACUGGCUUAACGGUAAUCGAUGCUGGCAUACCACAAUCUCAAUAUGUCAUCGACGGCGGAGAACCUACCAACUUCACUGCUCCAAACGUUUCGCAAACACUUUAUCAUUAUCAGUACUUUUCCUCAGGACUACUCAGCGAUGGGGAGCACAGUUUGGUGGUAACUCAUAUGGGUGGAUAUCAAGGGGGGAAUACCCCAGUGACUCCGCCUUCGUCAUCCUCGUCGCAAUCAAGCAAGCAAACGCUCAUAGCGGGCGCUGUAGGUGGCGUCCUGGGUGCGAUAGUUUUGGGAGCUUUAGUGGGGAUAUUUAUACUGUAUCGGCGAGAGAAAGCCAAAAGACGGUAUCUUCAACUUGAAGUAGCUGCAUAUCAGCAGAAGGCGUCUCGGGCACUGUACCCUGCUGUCCAGCAGCCUCCUUCCACUGUAGAAUAUGAUGAUCAUUUCAGCAGCGCACCUGACUACCAAAGUAGAGUGUUAGAUUCUGUGCUUAUUCUCAAUGAUCAAGGAACGCCCUUAACCAUCUUCCGACUGGGAAUAACUACCUACUUCACUAUCAGGUGCUUUGCGAUGGCGACUAACUUGACUGUCAUUGUGGAUGAUACGGAUAGCCAAAUUCAAUUCUCAGGAGGCUGGUCAACUUCUGGAAGUUAUCCGAUGGAAUUUCAGAACUCGACGCAUUACAGCAAUUCAACCACGGAUUAUGCAACACUCAAUUUCACCGGUGUAUCGAUAUCUGUUUAUGGGACGAUCGGUUCCUUUGAUCCCAAUGGCACACCGAGGUCUCAAUAUGUCAUCGACGGAGGGGAGCCCGUUAGCUUCACCUCUCCGUUGAAUAUUACCGACACAGCUUAUCACUACCAGUUCUUCUCCUCAGGACCGAUGAACUAUAGCGAGCACACUCUCGUAGUAUCGAACAUGGGUGGUGGCGGGCUGUGGUUGGAUUACUUUGAAUAUCAAGUACCUUCCACCAUAUUAGACUUGAUCUCAAACUCGGUUCAUUCCACCCCUACUCCAUCCACACAGCAAUCUACUAGUUCGCUGCAUCCAAACAAAGCGACUCUAACGGGUGGGAUUAUUGGCGGAGUUUUCGGAGCUUUCCUUCUUGGGGCCUUAGUGUGGAUAUCUAUACUCUAUCGACGAGAGAAAUCCACGAGACGCUAUUUCCAACUUGAAGUAGCUGCAUACCAUCAGAUGUCAUCUCGGGAACUAUAUCCUGUCGUCCAGGAGCCUCUUCAUUUUGGCAACGAUGGUAAUCCGUUUGAGAGUGUACCCGACUACCAGACUGUCUUUGGAGCGGACCUUGAUCACGGUGAUAAAAGAUAUGAGCGCGCAUCUGGCUGUGAGAGUGUCAUGUCGCAGAGAAACCCCGAAAUGCUUGUAUACUAA